GGACGACGUUCGGUCUGCAGGCGAGCGGCCUGAGCGGCGCCGUCCGUGGUGGGGCGGAUGGUGAGCGACGCGCACCUAUAGGACGAUCCCGACGACGCCUUCCGCCCCGGCCCUCCUCAACUGCCUGCUUGAUUCCCGCAGCAGGUGGUCAAGAUUUGGCGGCAUCGUCGCCGGAGAGUGGCCGCAUCAUGCGAAAUACCCAAUGGGAGAGCUGGCUAGAGGAGAUAGUGACCCCGAGGCAGAGGCCGCAGAGCAUCCUCUGUUCCCUCGCAUCACGGGGUGCCGGCUUCGAUGGCUCAGCGUCAUCACCUCAAGAACUGACACACGGCGCUUCUGCGGUGGCUGGCGGCCAGGGCAGAGGCGUUGUAAUACCUGAGAGCUUCCCUAGCACAAGCAAGGAGCCACCCAUGACUUCUAUAAAUAUCUGUGUGCGGUUGCCUAAUUUUGUAAUACCUGAGAGCUUCCUCACCAUCUGCCAUUCUUGCCUCCUUUGGAAAAAUCUCCAGUUAAACAAGCAAGCAAGAGUAUCACAAUGUGUAUUCUCUCUUUUUGUUCCCAGUUUUUUUUCUUCUGCGGAGCAGCUUUAUUUUAUAUACACUGAUGCAAUACUUUUUGCAGGAUAUUGAAAAUUUACAAAGAUGCCAAGCAGAUUGCUAAAUUUGCUCAAGCAGCCUGGCAGCGGAUACAAAGAAGGAAACUGUGGAAUCCCCAGAACUGAAGAAAUGAUAGACUAAAACAGCUCAAAAGCUAUAUACAAACAAAAGAAUGCAUCAGGGAAUAGGAUUCUUCUCAAUUCCUUUAUUUUUCUGAGGGAGUUCACAUUCUUUUCUUCUCCCUGGUUCCUUUUCUUUUCCCUUUACAGGGAGAAAGAUAGGAGAUUCUUUUCUUGACCCUUGCCUGCUGGUAAAGCUAAAGCUAACGUGUGCUGUGCUGUGCGUAUUAUCACAACUAAGCAAGGUAGAUGAUCCCUUUCCAUCUUGGUGGAGCAUGGGUCGAUCAUACAUAUGACCAUGCAUGAGUUGGUAACUGCAUGCGUCAUUUCUGGUGCUCGGCUGUGUUCACACCUCAUCCAAUUGGCAUACAACUUGAGAGAGAAAAGUUAGGGUGAAGACGAACAACAUGGCUCAUGUAGCCGGUUUGCUUGCCUCGGCUGUGGUUUCAGCGGUGGGCAAUAAGCUGGGUUCUGCCAUUGGGGAUGAGGUCACGAUGCUGUGCAGCUUCAAGGACGACCUCAAGGACAUGAAGGACACACUGGAGUACAUGGAGGCGGUGCUCAAGGAUGCUGAGAGGCGGUCUGUCACGGAGGAGUUGGUGCGGGUGUGGCUCAACCGGCUCAAGAACGCUGCCUAUGACAUCUCUUACAUGCUCGAUGAGUUGCAAGCUGACAGUGAACCAGCCUCCAGAAAGCUGGACUGUUUUGCUAUUGCACCCAAGAUUGCCAUGGCUUAUAAGAUGAAGAAAAUGAGAGGCCAGCUGAGGAAGAUCAAAGAGGAUCACGAGAGUUUCAAAUUCACACAUGACAACUCCAGCCUAAUUGAUGUGCACCAGCUUCCCGAUCCACGGGAAACAACAUCAAAUGUGAUUGAAUCACUCAUCAUAGGAAGAGACAAAGACAGGAUGAAUGUCCUUUCUUUGUUAUCCGCAAGCAAUAACAAUAAAGAACAUAUAACCGUUCUUCCUAUCUGUGGGCUUGGAGGCAUAGGAAAAUCAACUUUGGCACAAUUGGUUUUCAAUGAUACUCAAUUCAAAGAUUAUAAUCAUCGGGUUUGGGUUUAUGUAUCCCAGGUGUUUGAUUUGAAAAAAAUAGGGAACUCCAUAAUUUCUCAAGUACUCGGAAAAGGAAGCCAAAAUCUAGAUACAAGGGAGUUGAUAGACCAACGCCUUAAAGAUCUACUUCAAGAUAAGAAGACUUUAAUUGUUUUAGAUGACAUAUGGGAGACAGAUAACUUCCAACUGGACCAACUCAAGCUUAUGUUGAAUGUAGGCUCCAAGAUGAAAGUCUUGGUCACAACACGCAGCAAAGACAUUGCAAGAAAAAUGUGUACUGUUGGUGUUCAACCAUACUUGCUAGAUCCCUUGGACAACGACAUGUGCUGGAGAAUAAUCAAGCAAAAUAGUGGUUUUGAAUCUAGGGUUGAUAAAGGCCAAGCUGAACCAGUUGGACAGAUAAUUGCAAGGAAAUGUGGAGGUUUGCCAUUAGCAGCUCAAGCACUUGGAUUCUUGCUAUCUGGAAUGGAUCUUAGUGACUGGAAAGCAAUGUGCAAUAAUGAUAUUUGGGAUGAACCAUUUUCUGAUAGUACAGUGUUACCAUCCUUGAAGUUAACUUACAAUACUUUGACACCAUAUUUGAGGUUAUGCUUUGCCUAUUGUGGCAUCUUUCCUAAAGGUCACAAUAUAAAUAAAGAUGAUCUUAUCCAUCAAUGGAUUGCCCUUGGUUUCAUCGAGCCAUCUAAUAACUUUUCGGCCAUACAACUUGCCGAGAAGUAUAUUAGGCAAUUCAUGGGGAUGUCUUUCCUUCAGCAUUCAAAACUGCGCACAGAAUUGCCUAAG
Molecule: messenger RNA, 2550 nt
Organism: Triticum urartu
Lineage: Eukaryota; Viridiplantae; Streptophyta; Magnoliopsida; Poales; Poaceae
Source: RefSeq, a predicted model, not a curated record